This is a messenger RNA of Cheilinus undulatus (humphead wrasse), 1429 nucleotides long. Its product is annotated as calcium uniporter regulatory subunit MCUb, mitochondrial-like. Lineage: Eukaryota; Metazoa; Chordata; Actinopteri; Labriformes; Labridae. The record is from RefSeq and is a predicted model, not a curated record. The coding region runs from base 433 to 1386 and encodes 317 amino acids. The transcript has 9 exons. Gene Ontology annotation, cellular component: mitochondrial inner membrane; uniplex complex. Gene Ontology annotation, biological process: calcium import into the mitochondrion; mitochondrial calcium ion homeostasis. Gene Ontology annotation, molecular function: calcium channel inhibitor activity.
AUGGAAAUGGAUUAGUCGCUAAGCUUCAUUUAUUUGCACACAAAAGUUUUAUCCACUCAUCAGAAAGUUUUACCCGCUCAAAAGGAAGUACUGUAGGCUGGGACGAAGCUGUUGUGUUUGCUUUAUUAGAUUUUGUCCGUUUGGGGGCUCUCUUCCUCUUUUUUGUGUUGUUAGAAGACAUUUUAGGAGUGGUGUUGGGAUCAGUCUCUUCCUGCACACAGAAGUCUUCCCGUCAGAAAGAACAAAGUGUUUCCAGUGAAUCUGAGCUCUGAGGGAGUAAAGAAAGGGUUAACUCUCUUCCUGUUCUCAAACCUGUUUCUACUCGCCUCUCAAACAUUUCAAACUUUCAGCCCGAGGGUCUCGGUUGGUUUACGACACUGAAAAGACUCAGCAGAGUUCCGGUUUGAGUCUCUCUCAGCUUGGAGCUCCGUCAUGAUCGUCUCCAGGUUUCUCUGCAGAUUUGGUCCUGGACCUGUGAGACUACGAGUCUACCCGGUCGGGUCAGUUUGGUCGUCCUGUGUUGUUUCCAGAUACAGCAGUCGGCCUCCAACCAAAGAUGCAUAUCUUCACUACAGCUUCGGUCGCCCCGUCCUCUCUCUCCGCCUCCCCGCAGGUCAGCAGUAUCGCUUCACUCUCACGCCCAUGUUGACCACGGUGGGCGACCUCCUGCGUGACAUCACAACCAAAGACCCCGGGGUGCACACAGCUAGCCUGCUAAAUGGAGACGGACAGAGAAUCUCGUCCUGCACGUUCAUGGAGACGGUGAUGAAUAAAGAUUUUCAGCUGGUCAUCAACGACAUCACUCACAACGUACGCUCGCUUGGAGAAGGCUCGUCUCAUGAACACGUUCUGGGCGUGGACGACAUGAAGUACGUGGUCCGCCUCCUUCACGCCGCUCUGAAUCUCCCUCAGCAGCAGCACGCCAAACACAGCGAGCUUCUGAUGAAACAGGAAACGCUCCGACAGCAGCUGCAGCCGCUGGAGAACGUGAGGAUAAAGCUGGCGAAGGAGGCUGAGUCCAAGGCAUCAGUUCUCGGGUGGGUAGGGCUUGCCUACCUGUCCCUGCAGGGAGGAUUCCUGGCUUAUCUCACCUGGUAUGUGUUUGCCUGGGACGUGAUGGAACCUGUCACCUACUUCAUCACCUACACCACCAGCAUGAUCUUCUUCGGCUACUACAUCCUCACCAAACAGGACUUCAUCUGUCCGAAGGUUCACGAUCGUCAGUUCCUGCAUUUCUUCCACCGAUUGACUUCUCGACAGAAAUUCAACCUUCAAAAAUACAACGAGCUCAGAGAUGAGCUAGAAAAGGUGGAGGCUGAUCUCAGGAAGCUGAGGAGCGCCAUUCUUCGAGCGAAUGAACCAAAACCUCCUCAGAAAGUCGGCUGAGGUUGACUCUUUUCAUUGCUGUGACAGUAAAUGUAAAUUUUGC